UUAACAACACUCUAAACAAAUUUCUGUCACCUUGACUCUGUGACUGAUCCACUAAACACUUCGUGCUUUGACGAGCAACACUUUAAAUGUAUGUAUGAAAUUAAUUUAGUACCAAUGUGGGUAAAUAGAUCGCACAAUAUAUUGCGCUUCUGUACUUUUGCGAAAUAUAGAAUGUUUUCGGACACUGCCAGUCCAAUUGUUACUAUUAAAACUGGCAAACUAAAGGGUAGAACUGCUGUUGACGAAAACGGAAGCACGUACCUCAGCUUCCAGGGAAUUCCAUAUGCAAAACCACCGUUGGGUUCAUUGAGAUUUAAGGCUCCACAGCCAGCUGAGCAGUGGGAUGGGAUAAAAGAUGCGACCAAACAAGGAAAAGGCUGUUACGCUAGAAAUUUUUUGGGAAAUGGAUUCGUUGGUGCGGAAGAUUGCUUAUUUUUGAAUGUCUACUCUCCUGGCAUACAUGAUACCCAGUCUCUAAAGCCAGUUAUGUUUUGGAUCCAUGGAGGAGGAUUUACUUCUGGAUCCAGUAAAACAGAUUUAUAUGGGCCAGAGUACUUGAUGCGUGAAAAUGUGGUCUUAGUUACUAUAAACUAUAGACUGGGAGUUUUAGGUUUUCUUAGACUACAAGAUUCUUCCUUAGACGUACCAGGCAACGCUGGUCUUAAAGACAUAGUACUUGCAUUGAAGUGGGUGCAGGAAAACAUAGAACAUUUUGGUGGCAAUCCCAAUAAUGUUACAAUAUUUGGCGAAAGCGCUGGAGGCGCGGCUGUACAUUACUUAAUGCUAAGUCCAAUAACUAAGGGGUUAUUUCAUAAGGCAAUAGCACAAAGCGGUUGCGCCUUGAAUUCAUGGGCAAGAGGUGAUCCUAAUUCUACAAACAAAUUAGCAAAUGCUUUAGAAAUAGCAACACAUGACGAAAAAACAAUUCUAAAAAUUCUUCAGAACAUGCCUUUAAAAGAUCUCUUUAAUAAUGGUGUUGCCAAAAUUCGAGAUAAUUUUAGCCCCGGUCUUUUAAGACCUUUCUGUCCAGUCAUAGAAGACUAUAAAGAUGAAUCAACAUUUCUUUAUGAAGAUCCUUUAGAGAUCAUUUCUAAUGGAAAUUACCAAAGAGUACCAAUGAUCAUGGGUUGUACUUCUAGAGAGGGAAUGAUUUUGCAUUCACUUAUUCCCAAAAAGUAUUUACUUACAGAUAAUAAUUUAGUUCCACAAAACAUAGGCCUAGAACCAGGUUCUAGCUUAUAUAAAGAGGCAGCGGAAAAAAUUAAAAAAUUUUAUAUGAAAGGGAAGAGUGAUGAAGAUAAUAUAGACAAUUUUUUCAAAUUGUUCACAGAUAAUUAUUUUCUUCUGGGAGUUUAUGAGAGCAUUAAAAAACAUUUGGAAACAACAAAUCAACCGAUUUACUUCUACAGGUUUUCGCUGGACACAAACAUGAAUUUUCUCAAAAGGGUAUUUGGUAUUACCUCACCCGGUGCUUGCCAUGUUGAUGAUAUUCCAUACCUUUUCAAAGGUGUGGCUUCGCCACAACUGGAGACUAACAGCCCGGAAUAUAUUGGAAUGUGUCGAAUGACUAAAAUGUGGGCAGAUUUCGCUAGAUACGGGAACCCAACUCCAAAUCCUUCAAAAUUAAUUCCUAUUUCUUGGCAACCAACUUCCAAAAAUCAAUUUAAUUAUUUAGAUAUAGGAAACGAACUGAAAAUGGAAGUUGAUUUAGAAAAAGAGGCUAUGGAGUUUUGGGACACCAUAAAGACUACUUUAAAUCAGAAAAGCAAAUUGUGAUAUUUUUUAUCCGACUAAUUUUAAAAAAUGGACCAUCAUUUUACACUUUGUUUAUUUGUUUAUUCUUAAUAAAAGUUAGAAAAUA
This is a messenger RNA of Aethina tumida (small hive beetle), 1861 nucleotides long. Its product is annotated as juvenile hormone esterase. Bases 91 to 1776 code for a protein of 561 amino acids. NCBI's taxonomy places the organism in Eukaryota, Metazoa, Arthropoda, Insecta, Coleoptera, Nitidulidae. The transcript has 8 exons. The record is from RefSeq and is a predicted model, not a curated record.